Molecule: messenger RNA, 2701 nt
Organism: Brassica napus (rape)
Lineage: Eukaryota; Viridiplantae; Streptophyta; Magnoliopsida; Brassicales; Brassicaceae
Product: probable nucleolar protein 5-1
Exons: 7
Coding region: 27-1622 (531 amino acids)
Cellular component (GO): box C/D methylation guide snoRNP complex; small-subunit processome
Molecular function (GO): snoRNA binding
Source: RefSeq, a predicted model, not a curated record
AGGUGCUGACUUAAAAGCUUGUAAUAAUGCUUCUACUGUUUGAAACGCCUGGAGGUUUCGCUAUUUUUAAAGUAUUAGAUGAAGGGAAGCUCUCUAAUGUCGAGGAUUUGGGCAAUGUGUUCUCCUCGGCAGAGUCAGCUCGAAAGAUGGUGAAGCUUAAAGCUUUCGACAAGUUUGACAACACGUCCGAAGCACUUGAAGCAGUAGCCAAACUAGUGGAGGGAACCCCCAGCAAGGGUCUCCGCAAGUUUCUAAAAGCUAACUGCAAAGACGAAACCUUAGCCGUUGCUGAUUCGAAGCUCGGAAACAUCAUCAAGGAGAAACUGACAAUAGACUGUGUCCACAACAACGCCGUUAUGGAGCUCUUGCGUGGCGUUAGAAGCCAGCUCUCCGAACUUAUCUCUGGAUUGGGAGAGCAAGACUUGGCUCCGAUGAGCUUGGGGUUGUCUCACAGUCUCGCUAGAUAUAAACUAAAGUUCAGUUCCGACAAGGUUGAUACAAUGAUAAUCCAAGCUAUUGGUUUACUUGAUGAUCUUGACAAAGAACUAAACACUUACGCUAUGAGGGUUCGUGAAUGGUACGGCUGGCAUUUUCCAGAGCUCGCCAAGAUCAUAAGUGACAAUAUCUUGUACGCCAAGUCUGUGAAGCUAAUGGGGAACCGGAUCAAUGCAGCUAAGCUAGACUUCUCUGAGAUAUUGGCUGAUGAAGUUGAAGCUGAACUUAAAGAAGCUUCUGUGAUCUCCAUGGGAACUGAAGUCAGCGACCUUGAUUUGAUUCAUAUUCGUGAACUCUGCGACCAGGUUCUGUCUCUUGCUGAGUAUAGAGCUCAGCUCUACGACUACUUGAAGAGCAGGAUGAACACAAUCGCGCCGAAUCUGACCGCCCUCGUUGGUGAGCUCGUCGGUGCUCGUCUUAUCUCUCACAGUGGGAGUUUACUGAACCUUUCGAAGCAGCCUGGGAGCACUGUUCAGAUUCUUGGAGCUGAGAAGGCUUUGUUUAGAGCGCUUAAGACCAAACACAAUACUCCAAAGUACGGUUUGAUUUUCCACGCGUCUGUUGUUGGACAAGCUGGGGGGAAGAACAAGCCUAGGAUCGCGCGGUCGCUGGCUGCUAAAGCUGCUCUUUCGAUCCGUUUCGAUGCGCUUGGUGAUGCGGGAGAUAACUCUAUGGGAGUGGAGAACCGUUUGAAGCUUGAGGCAAGGUUGAGGAGUCUAGAAGGGAAAGAUCUUGGACGUCUUGCUGGAUCGGCUAAAGGCAAACCGAAGAUUGAAGUUUAUAAUAAGGAUAAGAAGAUGGGGUCUGGAGGUUUGAUUGCUCCUGCUAAGACAUACAACACUGCUGCAGACUCUCUUCUUGUAUCAGCAGAGAAUGGUGUUAAAGAGAAGAAAGAUAAAAAGAAGAAGAAGAAGGCUGAAGCAGAAGAGGAAGAAGAAGCCAAAAGUGAGGAAUCUUCAAAGAAGAAGAAGAAGAAGGCUAAAACAGAAGUAGAACCUGAAGUUGAAGAACCUGCAAAGAAGGAGAAGAAGAAGAAGAAGAAGAGAAAGCACGAGGAGGAAGAAACCGAAGAGCCUGCCAAGAAGAAAGAAAAGAAGGAGAAGAAGAAAAAGAAGAGUGAAGCCUGAAGAGAGGUUUUAAAGUUAUUGAAUUGCUUAACUUUUAUUAACGUUUCAAUGUUUUGUUAUGCUUUUGAUUUAGUUGGUUCCCACUUAGUUAUCUAAAACUUUAACGUUUUGUAAGUUAGUGUGUGGUCUUGGUCAUUUUCCCAGAACCUUGCAUUACAAGUUAACGGAUUUAACUGGAUGGUCUAACCAGGUUUAACCAUAAACUUUCAUGAUCUUUUUUGAAACACGUUUUUUAUUGAAACAGGCUUGGAACAUAUUAUAUGGAUGUAUAAGAGUAUGCCAAAAUGAUAAUGAAAAAUUAAUGGUGGUUCCACACACGGAAAAUAUUAGCAAAGAAUAACAUUAUUGAUUGACACAUUAGCGGUAUUAAACUGACAUUGUUUCAAAAUAAAAAAAGGAUUAAGUAUUCCCUCCAGUAAUAAGUUAGUGUAUUCUAACUGAGAUUUUGAUUGAUUUGUAUUAAAAUGACAAAUGUUCAAAAUGAAUUUUAAAAAUUCAUUUAAAAUCAAGUUUUAUUGUAUUUGAUAUUUUAUAAAGUACUAAAAAUUCACUGCUGUUGAAAAUAUUUUAAAUUGGGGGAUGGUUUUAAAUACUUUAUGAAAUAUCAAAUUCAAUAAGAUAUUUUCUUAUGAUAUAUCAAAUUCAAUAGAAUAAUCGAGCUGAAAUACUUUGUUUAAAUAUCAGCUAAAAUACUUUAUGAAACAUCAUGUUUGAUAAAAUAUCAAGUUCAUGAGAAUUGAUUGAGUUUUUUAGUUAAAAAAAAUAAAAAUAAAAUUUCAUCGAUUUAUGUGAGAUUAAUCUAGAAUAGUUUAAUGAAAAUCAUAUUAAAUCUCCAAUCAUGCAAAAUCAUCAUAAUUUUGAAUACCACCCCUGACAGAUUUCUAAUACUUCCAACAAAAAUAUGACAAUAGUUCAACAAUCAUAUAUUCAUAUCUGAUGAUGAAUAUUCAAACAGUUAUAAAAAGAGAAGACGAAUCAAGGUAACAAUAACAAAUGUUCUUAGACUGAUGACUAUAAUAGCGGCCAAUCAAUCAUCGCCACGUAACCAGUUUUUGGCGAGUCCAAGCACACGAGUCGGU